This is a messenger RNA of Metopolophium dirhodum (rose-grain aphid), 2439 nucleotides long. RefSeq names its product KRAB-A domain-containing protein 2-like. Gene Ontology annotation, molecular function: nucleic acid binding. The coding region runs from base 620 to 2377 and encodes 585 amino acids. The transcript is spliced from 4 exons. The record is from RefSeq and is a predicted model, not a curated record. Gene Ontology annotation, biological process: DNA integration. NCBI's taxonomy places the organism in Eukaryota, Metazoa, Arthropoda, Insecta, Hemiptera, Aphididae.
UGAAAACUGUUUGUGUAGUACUGUAGUUAAUUAGCUAUAAGUUAUAAGUUUUAACUUAUACUGUUGAUACUGGUGUAGUGGUGUUACCAGCUAUAAUCUAUAGGUACAUUUUGAUUAUAUUAUCGUGUUUGAACUUUAAUUUAUAAAUAUUAGUAUGGACGUAUUGUAAAUAUUUCAAUAUUUAGUGUAUAUGUUACAGUUAAAGUGUUGAAUCAGUUAGUUUAUGAAAUAACUAGGUAAUUUAUAAAAUAACUAAAGCUUGUAGGUAAUGUAUAUAGUUUAUACUUUAACUAGUUAUUUUAUGCAUUCCCUGGCAUCACUUAGUUAAUGUGUCAAAUUGUAAAUAACGCCACCCCGCGCAAGUGUGAUCCCACCUUUACAUUUCAACAAUUUAAUAUAACACAUUAAAUCAGAUAAGAUUAUCGGUGACCGCAAUGUACGUUUAUCGUGUUAUUAUAAGAUAAUCGUUUAUCGUGUUAUUAUAAGAUUUUUGUUGUUGGUAUUUGGUACAUGUAUUAUACAGGUUUAAAGUUUAGUAAUAGUUUUACAGUCACACGUGUUCGCUGUUAGUUCGUUUGUCUCUACACUAUUAUUUUAAGUAUUAACUAUAUUGUUCACAAUGAAUGAAUUAGAUUUAAUGAAAGAAAAGUUUUAUAUUAGUGUUAAAAAUCGUUUAUUAAAACCAAAUAGUGCAGUUUUAACAAAAGAAAAAUAUGCAAGUUUGAUGAUAGACGUGAGAAAAAUGAAAAUAAAAAAGGAAUCUUCUCGUGACUAUUGGUUAGAAAAACAUUACGAUAUUGUAAAAAUAAACGGCAUUGAAAAAUUAAUACUACCCGUAAGUAAUCAAAAUGAAAAUGUUAAAUUAUAUGUUAUGAUUGAAGAAAUAUUUGAUUAUUUACAUGAAAUUCAUAUUUCUAUUGGACACGGGGGCAGAGAUCGCAUGUUAUAUGAAAUAAAUAAACGUUAUAAAAAUAUUACUCAAUCUGAUGUUAAGCAAUACUUAGAUUUGUGUAUACCUUGCCAGCAAAAAAAAAAAAGUCAAAAAAAAGGUAUUGUUGUAAAACCAAUGGUGUUUGAAGAUUUUAACAGCCGUUGCCAAAUUGAUUUAAUUGAUUUUCAAUCUCAGUCUGACGCAGGGUAUAAAUUUGUUUUGGUUUAUCAGGACCAUCUGACCAAAUUUUGUAUUUUAAGACCUUUGAAAUGUAAAAGAGCUGAACAGAUUGCAUACGUUCUUUUGGAUAUUUUUUGUUUAUUUGGUGCUCCCUCAGUACUGCAAUCGGAUAACGGCCGAGAAUUUUGUAAUGAAAUUGUAAAUUCUUUAAAAGAGAUGUGGCCCGAAUUGACUAUUGUCCAUGGCAAACCACGACAUAGCCAAUCUCAGGGCAGCGUAGAGAGAGCAAACCAGGAUAUUGAAAAUAUGCUGACUACGUGGAUGCAAAGCAAUAAUACCAACAAAUGGAGUGAAGGCCUUCGGUUUGUACAAUUUAUGAAGAAUAAAGCUUUACAUUCCGGAAUUAAACGUAGUCCAUACGAAGCAAUGUUUGGUAGUGUACCAAAAACUGGACUAUCUUCAAGUCUUCUACCUAAAGUUAUCUUGCGUAAAAUGGAAUCUGAAGAAGAAGCUGUAAGUCAACAAACUAUUAACUCAGGGCUAGAGACAGAAACCCGAUUGGAUAAUAUGGAUGACGUUACUGACGUAGAUCGACCAACAGUUGGCACAGAAAAAGAUAUAGUUCAUUUAAAUAUUGCUACGGAUGACGUUACUGACGUAGAUCGACCAACAGUUGGCACAGAAAAAGAUAUAGUUCAUUUAAAUAUUGCUACGGAGAGGAAAAAAGCUAAAGAAAAUUUGGAAAAACAGGCAAAAAGAAUGAAAGAUUUAUCAAAUACUAAAUUUGCGGUUGCUAAUAUUGGUUCUACAGUGCGUAUCAAAAUUCCCGAUGUUGAUAGAGGAAAGGGUGAUCCUCGUUCAAUUAUUGCAGUUGUUUUAAAAUUAACUGACGAUGGGUUUUAUCAACUGGGAUGCAAUGAUGGUAAGAAAAAUUUAAAUAAUACAAGUAAUUUUUUAUUUUUUAUUUUAAUUUUUUAUUUAUUUGUUACCUACCUUAAACAUUAUAUAAUUACAGGAGUGUUAAAACAACUAUACUCUCGAUCCCAGUUCACAGUAUGUUCAGAAAAUUUGUUAGCUGUAGAAGCUGUUCCAAAUGAAAGUAUUACAUUAAGAUCUGCGGCAACUGCGCAGUCACUGGGAACUGGUCAGGGUUUUUUUAAAUGCACUUGUACCAAAAAAUGUGACACAAAGCGAUGUGUUUGUAGAAAAAAAGAGGUGUUGUGCAACUCUAAAUGCCAUAAUAGCCUUACAUGUACAAAUAAAUAAAUAAUAUAACUAUAAUUAAUUCAUAAUUCAGUAAAAUAAAAUAUUAUAAUAUAUAUUUUAAA